GUGGCGCUGCCCGCCCGCGCCGUCCGUGCUCGGAGCGCGGCGGCGGCGGCGGCAGCAGCGGGAGCCCCCGGCGAUGCCCGCGCUGCUCCCGCCGCUGGCCGCCCCCUGAAGACACCCCUCUCUAUUGCCUCCCUUCUCCAGCGACCUCAGGCUCUGCGCCCCCUUUUCCCCCUUCCUUCCUUCCCCCUUCCCUUUAUUCCCUCCCCCCCCUCCCUUCCCAGCCUCUUUAUCCUCCUUUCCUUGAGACCCUCCGCACCCGCCCGGCUGCCGUGUGGAUGCGGGCCGGGGUGCCUGGCUGCGCGGGCGGCGAGAGCCGAUGCUGAGGGGCCGGAGGAGGAUGGAGUGCACCCUCGAUGCGCAGAGUUUGAUCAGUAUUUCCCUGCGGAAGAUCCACAGCUCCCGCACGCAGCGAGGCGGCAUCAAGCUCCACAAGAACCUGCUCGUCUCCUAUGUGCUCCGCAACGCCCGGCAGCUCUACCUGAGCGAGCGCUACGCCGAGCUCUACCGCCGCCAGCAGCAGCACUACCCCGACGGCGCCCCGCUCCUCGCCAUGCCCGCCUGCCCGCCGCCCGCCGCCGCCGCCCCGCCGGAGCUGGCGGCGCUCCCGCUGCCCGCCGACACGCAGGACCGCGAGGCGCGGAGCUGCGGGGCUGCGCGGGGCGGCGCGGAGCUGCUGGAGGUGCCGGUGUGCGCGGCGCCCCCGGAGCUGCAGAGAGCGCCCUGCAGAGACUCGUCCCCGGGCUUCUACCGGGCCCCCGGCAGCGCCGGUCCCGGUGGCGGAGGCGCGGCCCCGGGGCUGCUCUACGCCGCCGGCUGUGACUUCGGGAGCGGCGGGGCCCCGCACUGUAGCAGCCGCACCACGGUGCUGGAUUUGGACACUCACGUCGUGACCACGGUGGAGAACGGGUACUUGCACCAGGACUGCUGCUCGCAGUGCCCCUGCUGCUGCCAGCCGGCACCGGGGCUCGCCUCCCCGCCGCCCGCGCCCGGCACCAAGCGCAAGUAUUACCCGGGGCAGGAGGAGGAAGAGGAGGGGGUGGAGGAAGGGGAGCCGGGGGGAGGCGGGGUGGCGGGCGGCCCCCCCUUCGCCCCGUGCACCAAACGCGCCCGCUUCGAGGAGUACAGCGCCGAGCACCCCCAGGACUCUUCCAACAUCUCCAACUUGAUCUCCAUCUUCGGCUCCGGUUUCACGGGGCUGGUGAGCCGGCAGCAGGCGGACUCGGAGCAGCCCCUCAACGGGCAGCUGUGCAGCAAGCAGGCGCUGGCGAGCCUGGGAGCCUGGACUCGGGCCAUCGUCGCGUUUUAGAGAGGAGCGGAGGAGCAGAGGGGGCGGGGGGGGUCUUGGCAAAACGGGGUUGCGAUCCGAGGAACGGCGGCUCCGGAGGGGGGACCCUGAAACAAAGGCGGGGAGGGGGGUUGGGGCGAAGGGAGGGGGGGGUGGGGGGUGUCGAGGGGUGCGCAGGGGAGGCGGGAGGGCAGAGCCACGCUAGUGUUUUAUAAAUUGUACAAUAAAGAAAAAAAAAUCUAAGAUCUUGGGACUCUAUUUUUGCAGAGAUGAGAGAAAAAAAAAAAACAACAAACAAACAAAACAAAAAAAAAAAAAGCCAAGCAAACAAACGAAAACAAAACAAAAAACAACAGCGAAGCACCUAUUUAAAUAAUCCUCUUUGUGUCCGCUCGGGUUCUCUUCGCGGCGGGUUUCCCGGGGCCGGUGCUGGCGGCCGGUAGAGCCACGUGAGAGCCGGUACCGGCCCCGGGACCCUGCGGCGGGAGCGCCCCCGGCCCCGCUCCCCGCCCCGGGCCGCCCCGCGGGUCCCGCCGCCCCCGGCCCGGCGGGUUUCGGGGUGCGGGCAGGGGAAAGCAGCCGCUGCCCCUUCGCUUUUGUGCGUUUCUUCAUCUAUUUAAAAGAAAGGAAGGGCGGAAAAAAAAAAAAAAGGCAGAAAUGAAAACAUUUCAACUUUCCUCCCAGAAGAAACGUGUGCGAUGUGACUUCUUCCCACCGCUUGUGCCAGGGGAGCGCUGGAGGGUUCCGAGAGCUGAAUUUUGGGAGGGGGUGGGAAGGGGGUAAAGCAAAAGCCGGGGGUCCCUCCGGGCUGUGCCCCGCCGGGGAGGGGGCGAGUCGCCCCCGACAGCCCCGAGUCUCCGCCUCGGUGUGUGCUUGUGAUGCCGCAGGUAACACGACUCACGUCUCCGGUGUGUGUGUCGGGUCUGACUCUUUCUUUUUUUUUUUUUCCCUUCUUCUAUUUUUUUUCUUAAGUUCAACUGUUCUGGUUUCAGCCUUCCCAAUCAUAAAACCAGCAUUGUUUGGUCUUGUGAAGAAAUCUGUCUCCUGUAGAGUCUCCUGUUCUUUUUACAUUAUUUUUUUUAAAGAAAAACCUUUUGUUGUAAAAAGGUGGGUUUUCUGGUCGUCGUCCCCUCCUCUUUUUUUUUUUUGCCCACUCCCAACUUCACGGUAUCAGCACUGUGUGUAACUGAGGAUGCUUUGCCAAACGAUCUGUUGGGGUCUUUUUUUUUUUUUCCUCCUCUUUUUCUUUGUUUGUAAGCCUGUAUUUUUGUGCAUAUGGAAUUGUAUAUCACCGGGUAAAACUGUUCAGAUUUGUUUAAAUUUAUAAUCUUAAUAAAAAGUCGAUUAUAAA
Molecule: messenger RNA, 2636 nt
Organism: Pseudopipra pipra
Lineage: Eukaryota; Metazoa; Chordata; Aves; Passeriformes; Pipridae
Gene: IER5L
Product: immediate early response 5 like
Exons: 1
Coding region: 317-1306 (329 amino acids)
Source: RefSeq, a predicted model, not a curated record